AAGGAGGAAGCGUGUAGUUCGGCCGGCUGACUUUCCAUGUCCCUCUAAAUCGUUCAACCUUCAUAAGUACUGAUUCAAAUUAAAGUGUCAAACAUGCAGGCAGCAAUGGACAUUACAGCCAAAUUCUGCCAGAAGGAGAUGGAGGAGUACGGAGCCUGCGUGGCCUCUAAUCCGUCAUCGUGGCAAGAGCAGUGUCACCACCUGAAGGUGAAGGUGGCGCAGUGCACCUCCUCUCAUCCAGUGAUUAGGAAGAUCCGGGGAGACUGUGCCGGAGAAUUCGCAGAGUUCGAGCGCUGCCUGAGGGAGAACCAGUCCUCGGCUCAGGCCUGCUCAACACACGUGGCACGCUUUCUGACCUGCGCCAACACGGUGGACAUUAAAGGAUUAGUGAACCCGGAAUCUCAGCCCACAUGAAACCCAACCAGAAACCUUCUUCCAUCACCUCAGGAUUAUGUCAUGGACCUUAUUAACAUAAUACGGUUCUACUCGAGCACAUCUUUUACAUUUUGUAAGAAGUGUCGUGUCUUAGCUGUACAGAGAGACAGCAGUAAGCUGUGAGAUAUUAUGAGUCAGGAAUCGGAUGUCAGUUAUUUGUACACUUCAUGCUUAUAAAUAUUAUUUUUUUUAGUGAGAAAUCGCAAACCUCAACAUGUUUUAAUAAAAGUUGAUCUGUUUUGAACAAACAAAGUGAAGCAUGGUGACGGUAGCAUCAUGUUGAGCGUUAGCCUUGGCUGCUUGCUUGCUUCUCUGAUUAACAUCCUCAUUACCUCGUCACUGAUGUUUGGUGGACGGCCUCUUCUAGGCAGACUGCAGGGUGUAUGAAAUUUGGUAUGCAUGUUUAUUACUGAACCCUGAUUGAUAGUCUUCCAAGACUUGUUUUAAAGCACACCUAUAAAGGUUUUGAAACGUGCCUAAUUUUGUUUUAAAGUUCUCAUACAAUAGAUUUACAUGCAUCUGAGGUCAAAAAACACUUUAACGUGCUCAUAAUUUAAAUUGCAGCAUUAACUUUUUCCCCCCAGUGUCACAAACGACUCUUAAAUGAUCCGUUCUAAAUGAUUCGUCCUAAACUCCUCCUUUCAGAGAGCAUACUCUGCUGUGAUUGGUCAGACGUCCCAGUCUGUCGUGAUUGGUCUACCGCUGUCGGCGUGUUUCAAAAAGGAAGCGCCCACUACCGGAACGAGUUUCAGCUCCGUCUGUCGGCGAGCAGCCGAUGAAGACCAGAGGCGGGGCUUUUUUGUUAUAAACCUACGUAGGUUAGUACAGGAAGUAAAGUCUGGAAUCACUAACGAGUCGUUUCAGCUGUUCAGAAUCGGUUCCUUCUUUUGGGAGUCGAUAACUCCGUUUGUCGUGCGCUCUGAUUUAUAUUAGAUAUUUUUACAUUCACAAACAGCUCUCUAACACAUUACAUGAAAGGGAAUGUUUGAAAAACCAUAAUAGGUGCACUUUAAUAGCUCUUUGGUCUUGCCUUUGGGUUCUUCCAGGAACAGAUGUAUUUAUACUGAGAUCGUGUGACUCCUUUCAACUAAUUCUGUCCAUUCUGGUGUCAACUGGUUGCACAAUAACAGGGGUGAAUAUUUAUGCAAACUUCUUUACUUGUAAUUAAGAUUGCAAACUGUAUUUUGUGUAAGUUCAGGACAUUAAAUCCAUUUCAGUUCUAGGUUGUAAAACUACAAAAUGUGGAAAAGUUCCAGGAGGUGAAUACUUGUGCAAGGCACUGUAUAUAUUGCGAAUAAAAGCUUUUUGUUCAGUGCCUUUGAUCCGAGCAUGCUCUGCCUUUCAUAAAGCCCUCUGUUUGAGUAAUACUUAUAUGAACGUUUUGCGGAGCUUGAAUUCACUGUGUACUGAAAAUGGCUAGAAAUUACAGAGUCCACACAGUUACUCAGGAGUUAUGUAUUUCAGUAUGUUUUAUGAAUAAAUGUAUGGAAAUGCAAUACAUAGCUCGUCUCCAUAUCAUAAUGAAGCUGUGAUAUAGCCGGUGUUUGUUAUAGGAUUUAGAGACGUAAAGGUCUGAUUUAGUCAUUUUUCUUGUCCGUGCUGUUUAAAGACAUGACAGUUAAUCUUUAUCGAGCUUCGCAAAAUAUUUAUUCUAAGCUGCGAGGGUUGGAUGUUGAGUAUUUUCACCCCGGUUCCUCAUGGUUCGUCUCUUUUUUUCUCCCGCCUGAAUCACUGUAUAAUAUUAAACUAAGGAAUGUGUGCCGUCUCUCCCUCAUACCGUGUCUAGCUACCCGCUGGCAGAAGAAUAAAAAGAGUGAAAGAGGGGGAGAUCUGAUGGGUUAGCACAUGCCUUUGACCACUGACGGGAUUUGUGGGAGGACAGGAACACACUGACUAACAUGCCUGACAGGAUUGUUUGUGUUAUUUUCCCCCGAUUAUCGGCUGAGUCACUAGGAGCAAAGAGCAGCCAUAUGUGACCUUCCUCUAGGCCAUUUUCUUUUUUGUUUUUCUUUUGUAAUAUAUUUUAACCUGAUGACAAUCCCAGAUCUAAGACACACUAAUACAAAAUUCUUAAGGGGUGCCAAUAAUUUUACUACAUGUUUUUUGUUGUUUCAUUCAAUUGAAAUGUAAAAAAACAAACAUUUUGCAUAAUGAUCCUAGAAGACAUGAUAUAAAGUUCUUAAAGGGGUGCCAAUAAUUUUGUUACCUGUGCUGUUUGUCACCAUAAAGGCAACCUAGUAGUUUCUCCAGUUGUUGUUUUUUUUGUUGUUGUUGUUGUUGUUUUUAAAUAAUUGUGCAUAAUGUUUGUAUAACCUUUUCUUACAUUUUUUACCUAACAAAAAUCCCAGAUCUUAGAAAACACAACAAUGUAACAUUCUUAAGGGGUGCCAAUAAUUUUGCUACAUAGGAGUUUUUUUGUUAUAGUAACAGUAAAUAUUUUCUCCACUUGCUUUAGAGGAAACGUGUUAAUCGUGUGUAAUUGUGUUAUUUUUAAUCCGGCAGUAUUCACAGAUUAAAAAAAAAAAAAAGAUAUGCUGUUUUAAAGUCAUUUUUGGCUGAAAACCAUCCCAGAUCCUAGAAGACACAAUAACGUAAAGUUCUCAAGGGGUGCCAAUAAUUUGGCUACAUUGAAGGUUUUUGUUACAGUAAUGGUAAAUAUUUUCUCAAAUUUUUGUGUGUGUGUAAUUGUGUCGUUUUCUUUUUUAUCUGACAACAAUCACGUCUCAAAGAUACACUGUUUUCGAGUUCUUAGGGGGUGCCAAUAAUUUUGCGACAUAUCGGUUUGCCUUAGUAGUUUCUUCGGUUGUUUUAAACAAAAAACGUGAACAACUGUGCGUACUUAUUUUUCAUUUAUACUUGAAAAACUAGGAAGACAUGAGGAUUUAAAGUUUUAAGGGGUGCCAAUAAUUUUGCUACAUAGAGUUUUCAUUACAAUAAAGUUAAGUGGCUCCUUCAAUUGUUCUAGAGAGAGUUUUGUAUAAUGUUUACCUGACAACUAUCCCAGAUCAAAUGAUUUGUGCUGCUUUUUUCCUCCCCAGUAAAUAAAAGUUGUUCCUUCAUUUGAAUAUAUAUUUAUAUGUGUGUGUGUGUGUGAGUAAUGUUUGUGAAAUUAUUUUUGCCCCCCAUCCAAAGGGUUCUAUUUAUAUCUCUGCAGCUGCUGGCAGUACAUGUCUCGAAGAAGACUCAGAAAUCAAAGAGACGUGAUCAUAUCGACAACGAAACCACCGAUUAUAUUGUAAAGGUGAAAACACAAUACACAGGAACCACUUGAACAGAUCACAGAACAGAAAAAAUAAUAUAUAAAAUAAAAGAAUUGUGCCGUCAAUUCUGUCGCAUUUCAGCAGUUACUCUGAUAGAGUCCAGAAUCACAAAGCGGUCCAAGAACAGUGGCCUUAAUAUCCCUGGUGUCAGAUCCAAUCACAGCUUCAGGCUACUCGGUCUGCUUCAUAUAACAUCCGCAGUCCAGAGGGUUGAAACAAUAAUAAUAAGUGCUCUGUACAUGUCAUAAAAUUCUUCUUUUUUUUUUUUUUAAAAUAAGAAACGUCUCACGUGUACACACCGUCAUGCAGGAGAAAGCUACAAAAUAUCCAGCAGUAUCAUACAGAGGAACGAAGAGAGACAGUAGUGCUAAUCGCAACCAUAUUAGUCAUGAUACGAACACGUUAAGCGCAGUACGUUAGAGCACAAGAACAUUUAGCAUCACACGGCCCCCGGGACGGCCAGGGCGCCAUUACUUUUACACACUAGUAGUAAAGAUGAUGCGGAUGCUGUAAUAAUGUACCUCUACCCUGUAAACGCGAGACCCUGUUGGCAGUGUGAUGACCCUGAUCCACUCCUGACCCUUAAGCAUUAGACCUCAGACAUGAGAAUUCGACAAAACUCUCCUUAAAGCAUUUUAGUUUCAUCUGAGAUGAUUUCCUUCAGAAGUGGUGGUUUUGGAAAAACCUGAACAAAGGGGUGGGGUUUUUAAAACAUUUUUUUUUUUUUAUAACAGUUCUUCAGUCAGAAGCAUCGAAAGUACCCUGUGUCUUGUUUUAUUAAUAUUCCACCUAGUUAUUAAAAGCUUUCUUCUUUCUGAAGCUCGGUGUAGAAAAGUGCGACGUAAACGUUGUGGUCAUUAUUAUUAACUAGGAGCGAGAAGGAUAGAGACUGUAAAUAUAGUCAGGCAACUUAGGGGGAGAAAAUCACGUUUAGAAAAAUAAAAAGAAAGAAAGGGAACGCGGGUAAAACAGAACUCAAGGUCAACUCAGAGAAAAAGAGCCGGAAGGUGAAGAAGUUGUAUGGGGUAGAAGGAAAUAAGGAUAUUUUUUUUCACAUGGGAAAAGGAAAGAAAAGAGGAGAGAAGAGGGGAGAAGAGAUAAGAAGAGAAGAGAGGAGGAGAGAAGAGACUAGAAGAGAAAAGAAGAAGAGUAAAAGUAAGUACAUACACUGCCAGGCAAGUUUUUGAAGUUUUUUUUUUAAAUAUUGUAUUUUUAUUAUUUAAUAUUAUUAAUUAAUAGUUUUAUUAUUUAAUAUUUAAUAUUAUAUAAAAUAUAUAUAUAUUUUUUUACAGUUUAUUCACUACUGUCAAAUUAAGUUUCAUUAUUUUUUUCAUGUAAAACUCUUUGAGGUUCAUUAUUUCAUUUCAGAUUGAUGACCAAAAAUGAAAUAAAGAGUAUUAUUAUUAUUAUUAUUAUUAUUAUUAUUAUUACUAAAUCUUUAUUUUUAAGGACCUCUAAUCAUUGUCUACUUGAGUUCUUUUACUAAACCUGCACUUGUUUGAUGGAGUAGUGCAGCCGGAAUUUCUCAAUUUUAGAUAACACUAAAUUGUAAUUCUAGGUAACACUAGAUAUAUAUGGAGCGCUACAAGCGCCUCGUUAGAGUGAUCGAGAUUGAAAAAAAUGACAAAUAAAAUACAAUUAAAAAAAUUCACACACACAAAAUUUCUCUAUUUAUCUUCAACCCAUUUCACCCAAACCUGCUAACACAGAGCGUCCAGAAACCCCCUGACUGGCAGUGUACGUGUUUAUGGAUGGCAAAAAAAUUCCAGUAUUUUAAUCAUUUAAUCCCACGCAAGUCCACCUGACCCCGUAUCACCGGGCGGAUUUGUGUUGGCCUCGUCUUAAUCACUCUGGUAUGCACCCUUUCCCUUUGCUCUCUGAACCCUACCGAGACUCCUUAAGACUCCGCAGUGCUGCUCGGUUUAGUCUUUCCCGUCCCUAAUACUCCUAAAUUACAUCAUCAAAGGCCUGGUAAUUAAAGUGUAAUAGCGUGAGGAUAAUAGCGAGAACAAAAGGGUAGAAUGUGUAAAUAUAAUCCGAGAAAAUGUACAAGAAAUUAAAAAAUUAAAUGACAUUCAUUCCUAGAAAUCAUACUGUAAAAGCACUGCUCUUUGGGUCUGAUUUGUUGUUUUCCCUUAAAAAAAU
Ictalurus furcatus (blue catfish) is the source of this 5840-nucleotide messenger RNA. Its product is annotated as coiled-coil-helix-coiled-coil-helix domain-containing protein 5. The coding region runs from base 94 to 414 and encodes 106 amino acids. The transcript is spliced from 4 exons. The record is from RefSeq and is a predicted model, not a curated record. Lineage: Eukaryota; Metazoa; Chordata; Actinopteri; Siluriformes; Ictaluridae.